AUGGGUCUCUCCAAGACAAACAGGAUCUUGAUCCUGUUGGCGAUUGAUACGGCAUUUUUCUUGUUGGAAUUGAUUGCCGGUUAUUCUGUUCACUCCCUUGCCCUGGUUGCCGACUCGUUUCACAUGCUGAAUGAUGUAUUAUCACUGUGUGUGGGACUCUGGGCUGUCAAGGUCGCCAACCGCGAAACCAACUCGAAAAUGUACACUUACGGGUGGCAACGCGCAGAAACUCUUGGUGCCUUAGUCAAUGGCGUCUUCCUGGUCGCCCUGUGUCUAUCGAUUUUCCUGGAAGCUAUACAAAGACUCGUUGAGCCUCAGGAAGUCAAAAACCCGAAAUUCGUCUGCAUCGUCGGAUGUCUCGGCUUGUUGUCAAACAUAAUUGGCCUUGUGCUGUUCCAUGACCACUCCCACGGGCACGGCCACAGUCAUGGCCCUGGAGAUCUGGAAGAAGGCGCAGAUGUUGAUCAUGUGCACGCUGGGGAGCAUGACCACGAUCAUGACCACGUGCACGCAGAUGGCCAGAAUAACGUUAGUGGACCAGUAUCUAUCAAAUCUAUGAAGCUGACAACAUCUGAUGAGGAUCUCCACAAAUUCCACAACCAUGCUCAACCAAAGCCCAAAGACGAAAAGCAUGGCCAUGGCCAUGGUCACGAUCUCAAUAUGCGGGGCGUUUUCCUUCAUGUGAUGGGCGAUGCACUGGGCAACAUCGGCGUCAUCGCUUCUGCUCUUAUCAUCUGGUUGACCGAUUAUUCUUGGAGAUUCUACGUGGAUCCUGGGAUUUCGCUUGUUAUCACUGUGAUCAUUCUGCUCUCCGCCAUUCCCCUAUGCAAGGCUGCGUCCCGAAUUCUCUUGCAGGCAGCGCCCCACGGCCUGAGCAUCGACCAUAUCAAGGAGGACAUCGAAGGACUUCCAGGCGUCAUCGGCUCCCACCACCUGCACGUAUGGCAGCUGAGCGACACCAAGUUAGUCGCCUCUAUCCAUAUCCAAGUGGACACGGAGAUCAAGGGCGAAGGCUCAGAACGCUAUAUGCGUCUGGCCAGGCAAGUGAGGAAGUGCUUGCACGCUUAUGGAAUCCAUUCGUCGACGAUCCAGCCGGAGUUUGCGCCUGACAGUGACACUGAGGACACAAUUGCGGCCCCCUCGGACUGCCGUGGCGGCAGCAACGGAGCCUCCGCCUCGGGGACGCUUCCCAGUCGAGCACCCAGUGUACCUGAUGGUGAUCCGCAGGCGUGCCUCCUGGAAUGUGGCGAGGAGUGUGCCAGGGGUGGCCAGUGUUGCCCCAAGCAAUCGCCGUGA
This is a messenger RNA of Aspergillus niger, 1296 nucleotides long. RefSeq lists its product as uncharacterized. Lineage: Eukaryota; Fungi; Ascomycota; Eurotiomycetes; Eurotiales; Aspergillaceae. Gene Ontology annotation, molecular function: zinc ion transmembrane transporter activity. The transcript is spliced from 5 exons. The record is from RefSeq and is a predicted model, not a curated record. Gene Ontology annotation, cellular component: membrane. Gene Ontology annotation, biological process: intracellular zinc ion homeostasis; zinc ion transmembrane transport. The coding region runs from base 1 to 1296 and encodes 431 amino acids.